This is a messenger RNA of Hydatigera taeniaeformis, 237 nucleotides long. NCBI's taxonomy places the organism in Eukaryota, Metazoa, Platyhelminthes, Cestoda, Cyclophyllidea, Taeniidae. The record is from the annotation of a GenBank genome assembly.
AUGGGAGUGCCCCUGUCCAUUCUCAGUGCAGGAGCCAAUUUCUUCAACCUCUACCUCUUACACCAUGACGGAGUCAGCGCUCGAGGCACUCGUCUCCUCCUCAUCAGUGUCUCCAGUACCGAAACCAUUUUCUUUGUCUUUACUGCCAUCUACUGUGUGCUUAAGAUGUUCUACUUCAAAACUUUUACCCAUCGGCUUAGCUCUGCCCUUCUCUUCUACUUCCCCAACAUCUUCUAG